CUGACACGCGUUAAGAAAGUCAAGCCACCCACUUGCCCCUUCUAUUCCUCUUUCCUUCUGUUCAUACUUCAUAUAAUGCCCUUCAGUUUCAAACUAGUUAAAUCAUUUAUUUUUUUGUUAUAAAUAUAUUCACACACUCGUCUCUCUCUGUUCAUUUAAAUCUCUUCAUUUCUUGAUAACAUUGGUGAAGUACGUAGUAGAUUUUCUUAAGCUUGUAUAUAGCUGCUUCGUUUCUGCUGUAUAUAUUCUGGCAAGCUUUGAUACAUAGCUGGGCAGAGGGAGUGAAGCUCCAAACAUGGCAGGAGGCAGCGCAGGAAGAUCUUUGGAACAAACACCAACAUGGGCUGUUGCCGUAGUUUGCUUUGUUCUGGUUUCCGUUUCAAUAAUCAUUGAGUUCAUCAUUCAUCUUAUUGCAAAGUGGUUAACGAAGAAACGCAAGAAAGCACUUUAUGAAGCACUCGAAAAGAUAAAAUCAGAACUUAUGCUACUAGGAUUUAUAUCAUUGCUGCUAACAGUAGGACAGAGUCCAAUAUCAAAUAUAUGUAUAUCUAAGAAAGCUGGGGCUACUUGGCAUCCAUGCAAUAAGAAGGAAGAGGCAAAACUCAACGGUGAAAACAUAAAAGAAACAGAUUAUGAAAACCGCAGGAAACUUCUUUCCAUGUCGGAUUCUGCCGGUGAAAGUCUCCGGCGUGUCUUGGCGGCUGGCGAAUCAACUGACAAAUGCGCUGCCAAGGGUAAAGUUCCAUUUGUGUCUUCAGAUGGGAUUCAUCAACUCCAUAUUUUCAUCUUCGUUUUAGCAAUCUUUCACAUCCUCUACUGUAUUCUGACCAUGGCUUUGGGCAGAGCCAAGAUGAAAAGUUGGAAACGAUGGGAAAAGGAAACAAGAACAGCUGAAUACCAGUUCUCACACGAUCCAGAAAGGUUCAGGUUUGCAAGAGAAACAUCAUUUGGAAGAAGGCACUUGAGCUUCUGGACCAAGACACCCGUCCUAAUUUGGAUAGUCUGUUUCUUUAGGCAAUUUGUGAGGUCGGUUCCUAAAGUUGAUUACUUGACUCUGAGACAUGGCUUUAUCAUGGCACAUUUGGCUCCCCAAAGCCAUACGAAAUUCGAUUUCCAAAAGUACAUUAAUAGAUCACUGGAAGAGGAUUUCAAGGUUGUUGUGGGCAUAAGUCCACCAAUAUGGUUCUUUGCCGUGGUUUUCCUGCUCUUCAACACUCAUGGCUGGUAUUCUUAUCUAUGGCUUCCAUUUAUCCCAUUGAUUAUCAUAAUACUGGUGGGGACUAAGCUACAGGUGAUCAUAACCAAAAUGGGGCUUAGAAUACAAGAGAGGGGAGAGGUUGUGAAGGGAGUGCCGGUGGUCCAGCCAGGCGACGACCUCUUCUGGUUCAACCGCCCACGCCUCAUUCUCUAUCUCAUCAACUUUGUUCUCUUUCAGAAUGCCUUCCAGCUCGCGUUCUUUGCGUGGUCUUGGUAUGAAUUUGGUAUAAAAUCUUGUUUCCAUGAGCACGUGGAGGACAUAGUCAUUAGAGUUUCAAUGGGGGUCCUCAUAGAAAUACUAUGCAGCUAUGUCACUCUCCCUCUCUACGCCCUUGUAACACAGAUGGGCUCGUCGAUGAAACCAACCAUAUUCAAUGAAAGAGUAGCAACAGCACUGCGGAAUUGGCACCACACAGCUAAGAAGCAAAUCAAACGAAACAAGGGGUCUGUGAGUGUGACUCCUAUGUCUAGCAGACCAACCACACCGUCUCGCCAUACGUCUCCCAUUCACCUCUUGCGCCACUAUCGCGGUGAAAUGGACAGUCUCCAUGCUUCUCCAGGAAGAUCCAACUUUGAUGUUGAGCAUUGGGAGACAGAGUCUCCCUCGCCCUCUCACCACCCCAAUUACGCCGGCGAGGGCUCAUCGUCACACCACCACCAGCAACAACUUGAAUUAGCUUCAGUAGCUGGUUACGUAGAAGAUGACAAGGAUAUUCAUGACAUGGAAACAGGUUUGAAUCGCGAUCAAGUGGCCGCAACAGAACUUCCACAACCACCUACAACCCACCACGAGAUUGAUAUUGUGAAAAAGGAAUUUUCAUUUGAUAGAAGAACAAGUAUAUAGUUACUCGUUUGGGACAUUUAUAUAGAUGAAGAAGACACUGCAAGCUGGAACAUGCAUGCUUUCAUUUCAUCGAGAUUGGAAAUGCGAGAGAUGCAUGCAUGCACGUACCCGUUGCUAAUUAUUUAUUCCAUUUAAGGCAGAAAUGUGCGUGCAAGUAUAUACAACGAUCCAUCGAAUUUCUUGUUAUUUGUUGGAUUUGUUACAUUAUGUAAAUUGAUGCACGACAGCAUUGAUAAUAAAAUCAAAUAAAAUUAGGAUGUAUUUAUUAUUUA
Messenger RNA from Populus nigra (black poplar), 2373 nucleotides. Its product is annotated as MLO-like protein 6. The record is from RefSeq and is a predicted model, not a curated record. Gene Ontology annotation, biological process: defense response. The transcript is spliced from 15 exons. Gene Ontology annotation, cellular component: membrane. Bases 296 to 2101 code for a protein of 601 amino acids. NCBI's taxonomy places the organism in Eukaryota, Viridiplantae, Streptophyta, Magnoliopsida, Malpighiales, Salicaceae.